AUGGAUUUCGCCGCGCUGAUGGCCAAGGAGAUUUCCAAGGCCAAAGGCCCCGACCCAAAAUCGUCUUCUCCAGACAAGGACAAGGCCACCUCCACAGAAUCAACGAAGAAGUACAUGCGCCGAGGAGAUGUGGAAGCCGCACGCAUCGCUGCAUACAACGAGGAGCAGGAGCGGCUGCAGCGCGAACGGGAAGAGCGCAUGGCCAACAAGCGCAAGCGCGAGGAAGAAGAGGCAGACCGGCGGCGCGAGCGCGAGGAGAAAAAGCGACGGUUGGCAGAGGAGUCGAAAAAGAAGAGGGAAGAAGAGGAGGCUGCGGAGGAGCGUGAGCGGCGGCGCAGACUCGGUCUGCCUGAACUCCCUGACGCCGACGAUACCACUCCCGGCGCCGAGGACGCAGAGGGGGACAUUGAUGACGAGCAACUUAUCCAAAAGCUACGAGAUCUGAAUGAGCCUGCCAGGCUAUUUGGUGAGAGCCACCGCGCCCGUCUCCGACGAUACCGCCGCCUGGCGCAGCCGCAGAAGAAGAUGACCGACGGACCGAUUCCCACGUCUCUGGAACCUGUGCCUGGUGGCCAGAUGAUCAUUCCGGCGAAAAUCCCCAAGGACCAGGAUGGGCGUCUCUUCCUGUUCCGGCAGUUGGCAUCCUAUUUCAACAUGGUGCUCUCGGAAUGGGAGCUUGCAUUGGCGAAGCGUGACGUCUCGGUACGGCAAAGCUUCCAGGGGAAGCAAGCGUACAACGCCAUGGUGCAAGCGCGCGAGAACAUGACGCCCCUGAUCCGACUAUUUGAGAAGGCGGAACUGGAGGACGGCCUGUUGGAGCCCGUUGUGGAAAUUGUCCACAAGGCUCAGAAGCGCCGAUACGUGGAUGCAAACGAUGCAUACCUGCGGGUCAGCAUUGGCAAGGCAGCAUGGCCUAUUGGUGUGACCAUGGUGGGUAUCCACGAGCGAUCCGCACGCGAGAAGCUGCACCAGAGCGACCAACAGGCGCAUAUCCUGAGCGACGAGAUCACUCGCAAGUACCUGCAAAGUAUCAAACGGUGUCUCAGCUUUGCGCAAACUCGGUGGCCCCCGGAGGAUCAGCUGCAGAUUAUGGGCUAG
Messenger RNA from Penicillium lagena, 1098 nucleotides. Its product is annotated as mRNA splicing protein PRP18. The record is from RefSeq and is a predicted model, not a curated record. The coding region runs from base 1 to 1098 and encodes 365 amino acids. Gene Ontology annotation, biological process: generation of catalytic spliceosome for second transesterification step; RNA splicing. Gene Ontology annotation, cellular component: U5 snRNP; U4/U6 x U5 tri-snRNP complex; U2-type post-spliceosomal complex. The transcript is spliced from 2 exons. Lineage: Eukaryota; Fungi; Ascomycota; Eurotiomycetes; Eurotiales; Aspergillaceae.